Messenger RNA from Oreochromis aureus, 2154 nucleotides. It is a transcript of the gene vgll2a, whose product is annotated as vestigial-like family member 2a. Gene Ontology annotation, cellular component: nucleus. The record is from RefSeq and is a predicted model, not a curated record. Bases 384 to 1241 code for a protein of 285 amino acids. The transcript has 4 exons. Gene Ontology annotation, biological process: regulation of transcription by RNA polymerase II. Lineage: Eukaryota; Metazoa; Chordata; Actinopteri; Cichliformes; Cichlidae.
AUAGAGCACCGUUUAAUAGUAUAAUUAUCAAAACUAUAAGUGAGGAUUUUUUCAUUUCUUCCAGCAGACGCCUGAGCUCCAAGCUUCAGCGGUGUCCUUUGGUGUUCAGUAAUUAGAAGCCCAUUAAGGCGGAGGCGGAGCUCUGUGCUCGGAUUGGUAGGAAGGAGGCGUCAGAAUGGGUGUGUGGCGGGAGGAGGAGGAGGGUUGGAAGCUGUAGGGGUUCCUUUCAGUGGGAGUCCAGUGCGUAAAGAGCGCAGAGAGGCUCAGCGGAAAGAGUCUGAGAGUGUGCCGCUUUCCACCACCUCCUGGAUUACUGUUUCAUCUCCGUCCGACCAGACACGCUCUAUCAAUGAAGCUUGGUUCUUAUCCGUGAUUUCUUCGCCAUGAGCUGCCUGGAUGUGAUGUACCAAGUGUUUGGUCCUCAGCCUUAUUUCAGCUCCUACAGCCCCUAUCACCACCAGAAGUUGGCCUUGUAUUCCAAAAUGCAAGACCACCAGGACAGCGACAGCCGGCUUGGCCCCCCGGCGAUCAAAGAGGAGGACAAGGAGCUGCCGCCCGGUGCCGAGUACCUGAGUUCCCGCUGUGUCCUCUUCACUUACUUCCAGGGCGAUAUCAGCGCGGUGGUGGAUGAACACUUCAGCCGAGCUCUCAGCCAGACGAGUGCAUACCCCGCGUCGAGCAGCCACAAGGCCGUAAGAGAUGGAUCCUUUCCUAUGAGCCAGAGAAGUUUCCCUCCGUCUUUCUGGAACAGUUCCUACCAGCCGUCAGUCUCCUCCACACUGGGCAGCGCUUUGUCGGCUCCCCACACAGAGCUCUCCUUUCCAGGUGACCCUUACUCCUCUGCCUCCCUGCACAGCCACCUCCACCAGCCCAGCCCCGAUGCCUGGCACCCAUCCCACCACCACCACCAUCACCACCAUCACCCUUACUCGCUAGGAGGUGCUAUAAGCACCCAGAGCUCAGCUUAUCCACGUCCAGGUGUUCACGAGAUGUACGGCACAGCGUUUGACCCGCGUUACGGCUCGCUGCUGGUGCCGUCAGUGAGGUCGCACCACCGCCUGACGUCCGGCAGCUCGGUACCGGGGCCCAGUGGCUCUCCCUGUGACCUCGGGGGUAAAGGGGAAUCGGGGACGGGGUCGGCCUGGAGCGGUGCCUUCACGGGGGCAGGAACAGAGAUUGGACUGAACAUGGACACAGGUCUGCCGGCACAGGAUAAGAGCAAGGAUUUGUAUUGGUUUUAGAGACCACUGAGACCCCCCUCCCCCCUCUUCUUGUCUACUACUUCGGCUGUAGCCGCUUUCCUGCACUCCUGCUCUACUCUACUGCUGUUAUGGGAUGACUGACAGAAAAACUGACAGAUAGACAAAAACAGUGAGGCAGCAGUUUUUUUUUUCCUGCUGUAACGGCUUCUGGUUUACUUGCAGCUCUGUGUUACGGCGGACUGUGCAGCAGCAGUGCAGCCCUGCUGAGCUGAACGGCAACAGUGUGGAUACACAGCGAACAUGGAAACAAAAGUGGACUCGCAGAGGGGAGAGAGAGAAAAUAUGAUCUUGAUGGAUAUGGACAAAGACAAGACUCUUUGUGCUUCUGUAACAGGCAGGGACAACAUUCCUAAAGUGGAAAAAGUCUUUGGACAGACGGACAGAGACACAUGUGCUGUCGGACUCCAAAGACUAGCGCCUGAAAGGACUUGGCAGGACUUGCCUCACUGGGGCAACUGGGCUCAGACACUAGGAGUGUGUUAUGGCUGGAGGAAAGGCCACGCUGGUGUCAAGGAGGCAGCACAGCAAGAUUUUGGCAGACAGCGAAGGGAGGAGGACAAACUUUUUGGGUUUACAUGGAGUAAUGUUUCAUCCGGCACAACACAGUACACAUUAAAUGUAACCUGAAUGAAUGAAUUUCAACUGAUAUCAAAAGAUAUUUAAGCCAUGAUUACAGCUUCAAACCUUAGAAAUUUAAAGAGACAUAUUUUUCCUGGCUUGUAGCGCUAAAUAUCCAUCUUAACUGUUUUGAUGUGAGAUGCCCAGUUUUUUAUACAUCAGCUGCCUUCUCCAGAAUAAAAUUGCACUAAGUGACACUUGUGGUGUUUAAAGUGGCAGACAUAGCAGCAGUAUGUCAUUCCAGAAAAAAAUAGCACAUCAUAUUUUUUUUAAA